AAGGAAGCUAUAGCCCACGAAGAUUUUAUUAAAUAUAUAAAUAUGUGAAUAUAUGAAAUAGUCUAAAGUUUCUUUAAUUAAAAAAUUAAAUAUUCUGUAACACCUUUAAAAUGGCUGAAAAUGUACAAACAAGCUGUGGCUCUGGAACCGAGAACAAAGAUGAGGAAGUGGAGCCAAAAUUUAAGUACCAACGCCUUGCUAACGAUUUAAAAAAUAUACUUAACACUGAUGUUGUCACUUGCGCAGCUGUGCAUUAUAAGUUUCUUAUACUUGGCACUUUUCGAGGACGCGUCCACUUGUUGGAUCACCAAGGAAACUCUGUCAACUCGAAUCUGAGCAACACAGAACAUCACAACCAUCAAGUAGCAGUUAACCAGAUUGAUGUGGAUACCAAGGGCGAGUUUGUGGCCACAUGCUCAGACGACGGAAAAGUAAACAUAACGGGUUUGUUCAGCUGUGAGAACAAUCAGAAUCUAAGUUUCGGAAAAUUUAUAAAAGCUGUGGCCAUGGACCCCGAUUUUACAACUCACACUAGACGAUUCAUUGUAGGUGAAAAUAAACUCAUAUUGUACGAACGAAAUCUUCUAAAGAAGCUUAAACCAAUUGAGCUUAGCUCAGUCGAAGGCAAUGUUUUAACCAUUUGCUGGCAUGGAAUCUUUGUUGCCUGGGCUAGUCACCUAGGAGUCCGUGUGUAUGAUUUAAAUCAAAAAUGUUCGCUUGGAUUAAUGAAAUGGGAGGUACCUUCCCAAGAGCGGCUAGAACACUUUCGCUGCCACAUGCGAUGGUCAAACAAGCAUACUCUGUUAAUCGGCUGGGUAGACACUAUACGAAUUUGUGUUAUUCGGAAAAGAAAUUUAGCUGAAGCUUCUUGUAGCAAUCUUCCGGGUUACAUUGUUGAUCCAGUCUCGACAUUACAAACUACUUUUUACAUCUGUGGACUUGCCCCUCUGACCGCCAGCCAAUUAGUAGUGCUUGGCUAUCGCAAAGAAAGAAGCGCAUAUUUUAAAGCUUUACGUCCCGUGCUUUGCGUUAUUGAGUACAAAAUGAACAGCAGUGAGGAGAUCUGCACAGACAGUUUGACGUUGCGUGGAUAUGAGGAGUACACCGUAAACGAUUAUAGCUUGGGUUGUAUAAUCGAGGAGAAUCGUUUUUAUAUUGUGGCCCCUAAGGACAUUGUAGUAGCUAGUCUUAUUGAAACUGACGACCGGAUAGAAUGGUUAAUUAAGCACAGAACUAAAUUCUCAGACAAAUUGGACAGACAAAAUUGGAAAUUUUACUUGAUAAGAUUCCCGCUAACUUUGAAAGUACUAGUGCUUCCAUUGUUAAAUCCUUCUGGCAAUUAUUGCUUUUUAUUGAAAGCGUUACCUUGUGCCUCAAUAUGCACUUUCCUGUGGAAGACACUCCACUGAUCUCCGAUUAAGAUCAAAUUUUCGGUAAUUUU
Drosophila elegans is the source of this 1441-nucleotide messenger RNA. RefSeq names its product vacuolar protein sorting-associated protein 41 homolog. The record is from RefSeq and is a predicted model, not a curated record. The transcript has 7 exons. Gene Ontology annotation, molecular function: protein binding. Gene Ontology annotation, cellular component: HOPS complex; late endosome. Gene Ontology annotation, biological process: endosomal vesicle fusion; macroautophagy; cellular response to starvation. NCBI's taxonomy places the organism in Eukaryota, Metazoa, Arthropoda, Insecta, Diptera, Drosophilidae. The coding region runs from base 111 to 1409 and encodes 432 amino acids.